UCAUAUGGAUUCUAUUGGCUUUCAAAAUAUCUCAUCAGUUCUCUUGUAAACAAGCUCAUUUUCGAUUUUAUUCCCUUCCCUUCUCUUAGCAUUAAAAUUUGCAAGGUUAUUUUUUUCAUGCUCUCCGUUUGAUCUGAAUCGAGCAUAUAUGUUUAUAUAAAAAAUCUAUUAGUUGACAAAUGACUAUCUUUCAGAAAUCAAAAUAAACAAUUGGUAGGGGUGACCAAAAUUGUCUAAAAAUAAUACAUUUUAAUAAAAGUUUUAGUUCGUUUUAUUUGAAAGUUAUUUGUGAAGUUAUUUAUGCUAUUUUCUUUUAAGAAAGACUUUUAAAAAAUAAUUUAAAAAAAAUUAUACUCGAGAGAAAAUAAACAACAACAACCAAAAAAAAAAAAAAAAUGGUUGAACCGAUAUUUGAUUAUCAAUUUCGAAUUAUUGUUGUAGGAGAUAGUACCGUUGGUAAAAGUGCUCUUUUACGUGCUUUCACAGAAGGUAAAUUUUCAGAAACUUGCGAUCCUACGGUUGGUGUAGACUUUUUCGCUCGUCUUAUAGAAGUGAAGAAUGGUGUUCGUGUCAAACUUCAACUUUGGGACACAGCUGGGCAAGAACGGUUCAGAACUAUUACUUGGUCAUACUAUAGAAAUUCUGUUGGAGCUUUACUAUUAUAUGAUAUUACCAGGCGAUCAAGCUUUGAGCAUUUAGUUGAAUGGUUGUUUGAAGCAAGAAGGCAUAUUGAACCUGGAAGAGCAGUUUUUGAAGUUGUUGCAUGUAAAGUAGAUUUGGAAAGCAGUAGGGUUGUAAGUACAGAAGAGGGGCGAGCCUUUGCUGAAUCGUAUGGAUUGUCUUUUAUUGAAACUUCAGCAAAAACUGGUUACAAUUUAGAAAAUGCUUUUACAAAUAUUUCACAACAAAUAUAUGACAAAAUUCAAAAUGGUGAAUUGAAGAUGCAAGAUGGUUGGGAUGGAAUCAGAACUGGAUUUAGUCGAACACAGAAUACUGUUCGAUUAAUGGAAGCUGAAGUAGAAAGAGAUGGCUGCUGUUAAUUUCUAGUAAAGAAGCUUUUUAAGCUAGUUUUAAACAGUAAUUAUAUUUUGUUACAUAUGGUGACUACUUAGUGAGAUCAAUUUAUUUUUCCCUUCUCCCACCUAUUAUCCAAUUUCCAAUAAUUUAAAAUUUAUUUCUGAAACAGAAAAAAAUAAUUGAAGCAUAUAAAUAAAUGGUUGUAUAAGAAAAUUGAACUAAAUUAAUUGAAAAUUGAACUUGUUACACUACAAUGUAGGCAAAGUAUUCCUCCAUUGUCAUUAUUUUUACUAUAUUUUUCAUUUUGAAUUUUUAAAAUUAUUUAUUUGCAUGUAACAAAAUUAAUAAAUUACAUCCAUGUUUAUAAAUGUAAUAAGCACAUGAAUAGAACUUACAAUGAUUAUUACAAAAAAUUAUAUAGUAUUAUUUUUCUAUAAAUGUUCAUUUGAUAUUACUAAAUUUUGUGAAUUAGGGUGUACAAAUGGAAGUUCAUCAUGUCCAUUAUAAUGGGGCGUAAUGAUAUAUUUGCCAGAUGGUUGGUGCAAAAUGUAUAUUCAGAUUAGAGUUGUGUUCUUAUAUCAAGAAUUAAGUCACAGAAUUGCUCAUUUAAUUCAAAUGGACUAAAUUAGCAAUAUACUAUUUGCAGUAAAAAAAUAGUUAAUGCUGAUCUUCGUUUAUUUAAAGUUGGUUGGCAUUUCUUGCUUUCCAAGCAUUUUAUUUGCUCUCUCUGAAAGAGUGCAUUUAAUUUGAAUGCAUUUUCUUCAGUUUAUCCUUUAUUUUUUACUAUGAAUUCUUUUUCAUAUAACAUAUAUUUAUUUAUUUGUUUUAAUUAAAGCUGCAGUACAAUGAAACUAUUGUUGGCUAUUUAAUCUGUUAGUGAACAGAUAUAUUGCACUAUGUAACAGCGUUGGCGUGAUGUUUUUUUAAAUGUUGCAAUUCAUACUCUACAGUGUUAAUUUUAAAUUAUAUUAGAGUGAUAAAUGUUAAUAUUUUUGUUAGUCUUUGUUUUUGUAAAGGUCCUGUAAUUUUAUAAAAUUAGCAAUAAUGCUACGUGUAAAUGUUUAGUCAACAUCCGGUUGUUAAGUUUUCCAAAAUAAAUUAUUAGAAGUAGAAAGGUCAAAAAUUAAAAUUACAAUUCAUAUUUAGUUAGAUACCAUAUACUUGUUUAGCAGUCAAUUAAAACUUAUUUUAUUAAUGGAUUUGUAUAAGCUUAUAUUCUCAAAGUUUGAAAUGU
Molecule: messenger RNA, 2251 nt
Organism: Argiope bruennichi
Lineage: Eukaryota; Metazoa; Arthropoda; Arachnida; Araneae; Araneidae
Gene: Rab39
Product: ras-related protein Rab-39B-like
Exons: 3
Coding region: 396-1040 (214 amino acids)
Cellular component (GO): Golgi membrane
Molecular function (GO): GTP binding; GTPase activity
Source: RefSeq, a predicted model, not a curated record